UGCCAGUGCCUUUUUUUGUAGAAUCCUCCUCUCUUCCCCCACUUUGCGUCAGCUUCAUCUCGGUCAUGGGGGUUUCAGGGUUUAUCAGGGGUUUUAACUUCCUCCAUAGAACCAAACCCAGAAUCAGUGUUUACCCUUCUGGCUACAUUCAAAGGAGGGCCUUUUCUGACUCCAAACUUCUCGACAGCAAUGACUCUGUUCUUCCUGUUCUUAUCGUUGGUGCAGGACCUGUGGGCCUCGUUCUCUCCGUUCUGCUUUCAAAAUUUGGGGUAAAAUGCACGGUGUUGGAAAAAAACAAGGGGUUUUCCAAGCACCCACAAGCUCACUUUAUCAAUAACCGAACUAUGGAGGUGUUUAGGAAAUUGGAUGGAUUAGCGGAGGAGAUUCAAAGUUCACAACCACCUGUAGAUUUGUGGAGAAAAUUCAUAUAUUGUACUUCACUAACUGGUUCAAUGCUAGGUUCGGUGGACCAUAUGCAUCCUAAAGAUUUUGAAAAAGUUGUUAGUCCAAUCUCUGUUGCUCACUUCUCGCAGUACAAGUUAACUAGGUUACUUGUUAAGCUGUUGGAGAAUCUUGGUUUUUGUAUUUGCACAUCAGAAGGUCCAGAAAGCCUUGAUCAUGAACCACUCAAGGGAAGGGAAAUCUUGAUGGGGCAUGAGUGUGUCUCCAUUGACAUAACUGAUCAAUGUGUUACUGCAACUGUUUCUUUUUCCAAGGAAGGUGAGUCAAUGACAAGAAAAAUUCAGUCUAAAAUUCUUGUUGCUGCUGAUGGUGCCGGAAGUACAGUAAGAAAGCUCGUUGGAAUAGAUUUGAAAGGUGAAAAUGACUUGCAAAAACUUGUGAGUGUUCAUUUCUUGAGCAAUGACCUCGGGCGAUACCUGCUUAAUGAGAGACCUGGUAUGCUAUUUUUCAUUUUCAACGCUGAAGCUAUUGGGGUUCUUGUUGCUCAUGAUCUUAAACAAGGGGAAUUUGUAUUACAGAUCCCAUUCUAUCCUCCUCAACAAAGCCUGGAAGAUUUCAGCCCCGAGAUAUGCAAGAAGUUAAUAUUCAAAUUGGUUGGUCGAGAGCUUUCAGAUGUAAAUGUGAUUGACAUUAAGCCAUGGGUGAUGCAUGCUGAAGUUGCUGAGAGGUUUGUAUGUGGGAACAAUCAAAUAAUACUUUGUGGAGAUGCCGCUCACCGUUUCCCUCCAGCUGGUGGUUUCGGGAUGAAUACUGGUAUCCAGGAUGCUCAUAAUCUGGCCUGGAAAAUUGCUUCUGUACUAAAAGGUGUUGCAUCAUCUUCAAUUCUUGCCACAUACGAAACGGAACGUAAGCCGAUUGCCAUUUUUAAUACAGCUCUUAGCAUUCAGAACUUCAGAGCAGCAAUGGCAGUUCCUGCAACUCUUGGUCUUGAUCCGACUAUUGCAAAUUCUGUUCACCAAGUUAUUAAUAAGGGGGUUGGUUCCAUUUUACCAUCUAGUAUGCAGAAGGCUCUUUUGGAUGGAAUUUUUUCAAUAGGUCGUUCACAGCUUUCGGAAUUCAUUUUAAAUGAAAAUAACCCACUUGGAUCGUCAAGGCUUGCUAAAUUAAGGCAUAUUUUUGAAGAAGGAAAGAGCCUUCAGCUCCAGUUUCCUGCUGAGGAUCUUGGCUUUAGGUACCUUGAAGGAGCACUUGUUCCAGAUAGCAAGGAUGUUGUGCCUGCUCCACAAUUGCCUACGGGUCGUCGAAGGGAUUAUGUCCCCUGUGCAGAUCCAGGGUCUAGGCUGCCUCAUAUGAAUGUUAGGGUUUUGUCAAAAUUUCAAAGUGAGGAAACCAUUUCUACACUCGAUCUUGUGUCUGGAGACAAAGUUGAGUUCCUUCUCAUAAUAGCUCCAGUGGAGAAGUCCUAUAAUCUUGCUCAAGCUGCAUUCAAGGUUGCCAAGGAAUAUAAAGUUUCUAUCAAGGUGUGUGUUCUAUGGCCAGCUGGUAUUGUUACUAGAUUUCAGCCAGAGAGCAAAGUAACAGUAGCACCUUGGAAGAACUUCAUAAACGUUAUAGAGGUUAAAAGGUCAGCAGAUUCAUUGUCAUGGUGGAAAACUUGUCAGAUGACAGAGCUAGGAGCCAUUUUAGUCAGGCCAGAUGAACAUAUUGCUUGGCGUUCAAAGCCAAGUGUCAUAGGGGAUCCUUAUUCGAAGAUGAAAAUGGUUUUUUCUACCAUUUUAGGAAUUGAGUCAAUCAAUAUAAGAAACAAUGUCUUGAAUAUUUGAAGAAUUUCUAUCAGAAUUCUGCUACAGGACUGGACUGUUCAUUGUUGCUUCAUAUAAAAUAAAAUACAUCAGCCAGAAAUUUCUUUAUUAUUUACCAAGGUUUUGGAAUGGAUCCAAUGAAGAGUCAGAGAUGGCUGCUGUGCACGAGUUAAAAGCUUUUUGCUUCAUAAUAGCUUCUGGCAGCUCAAAUGCAAUAGUUCUGCUAUGUGUUAGUCCUCAGUGAUUCAUGUGUUUUAAUUUUAGGAGGGUAUAAUUUCACCAAUUUCAAUAGAGUGGAAUACAGGUAUAAUUUUUUUGCUCUGUUUUGAUCAUCUUGUUGGAUUAAAUC
Molecule: messenger RNA, 2553 nt
Organism: Durio zibethinus
Lineage: Eukaryota; Viridiplantae; Streptophyta; Magnoliopsida; Malvales; Malvaceae
Product: FAD/NAD(P)-binding oxidoreductase family protein
Biological process (GO): ubiquinone biosynthetic process
Cellular component (GO): mitochondrion
Molecular function (GO): 3-demethoxyubiquinol 3-hydroxylase activity; FAD binding
Source: RefSeq, a predicted model, not a curated record